Aspergillus novofumigatus IBT 16806 is the source of this 2864-nucleotide messenger RNA. RefSeq lists its product as uncharacterized. The coding region runs from base 147 to 2717 and encodes 856 amino acids. The transcript is spliced from 3 exons. Lineage: Eukaryota; Fungi; Ascomycota; Eurotiomycetes; Eurotiales; Aspergillaceae. The record is from RefSeq and is a predicted model, not a curated record.
CCUACACCCCCCCAACAGCAUCACCAGAAACGUAGUGUAGGAGUUCUCUGAUAUUCCUGGCAUUCUUGCAUUAUGACCUCAACUACAGUCGCUUCCAUCCAUCACACUCCCUACUGUCGCUUCAGAUAAUUCAGAACAGCCCCGUCAUGGCGUCCGAAUCGCAGCAGUCGGAGCAAUAUCUUCUGCCUCCGUUGUCCGAGUUGCUUCGUCGAGACGACACCACUAAUAAUAAUGAUCAUAAUGAUAAUGAAGACGACUCAUUCCCAUCCAAAUCGUGGAAUCCCUUUGACCGCAGUCCUUCACCCGACCGAGACUAUAUCCGCUAUCAGCCCGCCUCUUCUACAAACGAAGACCCCGCUUCACCACCCGCACAACGCGGGACCACGUUUGGCCUAGGAAUCACCAAUACCUUCCCUCCAUCCCCGUAUAAGUCUCCCGAUGACGCCGACGACGACGGCGACCUCGCGACCAAAUCCCCGUAUCCCGAACCCUCGGAGCCGUCGCCAUUGCAGGACCAGACGUCGCGGACGACACUAUUGCCGCAUUCGCCGGAAUAUAUAAAAUGUCCAACACACCAGGGUAUAGUCCAGAAGCGGCUGUCAUGGGUUCCCAUCACAAUCCUGGUCCUCGCGAUCUACUCCACCAUUUUCUCCGGCAUCUACCUGGUGCUCGCGCUGGUCAAGCCGCGCUAUGACAAAAAGAUCGGUGAAGAGGGUGGCCUGGCGCCUUCCACAGCCAGCCUACUUAGUGCACUUUUCGCCAAGACCAUUGAGCUGUCGUACGUGACUGUCUGCGUCGCGUUUCUGGGGCAAGUCUUGAGUCGUCGGGCGAUCACCAAGGGCAUGCGUACCUGGAUCAUGCAGCCAGGCUCUCUCAUUGUGCACUGGGAGACUGUGCGGUACUCAGCGCUCACGGUGCUGGGCCUGAUCACGUUGACCGCGACGUUGGUGGCCAUGCUUUACACCACCGCAGCAGAGGCACUAGUUGCGCCCAAACUGCGGAUGGGCCCCAUCGAACCUCGGGUCUUGGUCGGAAACGUGUCCACCGAAUUCGCCAACCCGAAAUACCUCAAAAUUCAUUGCUCGACCCCCGUCACUCUGGCCAUGGACCCGGAAGCGGCAGGAAGUACCUGUUUGGACCUGGAACUGGUCGGACAGGCGUACCACAACUACCAGGCGUACAUCUCUGCUUGGAGCGACCUGGCUAAGAGGAAGAACCGGACGACGUCAAACCUCGCAGCGCGGCCACCCCCGACCGGCUCGCUAUACGAUAACACUACCGUGACAGGAAGCUGGAUUGACAUUGGCAAUAUGACCGAAUUGUCGCUCAAGUACGGUCGAAUGGUCAACAACGUCACCGCCGCAAUGCCUCAUGCAGGAGUUAUCGCCGCCGCGACCGACCCGCGGAAUGGCAUCCGCCAGCCGGCCGAUGUGACCGGCGAAGGCAACUUCGAGAUUGAGGCCUCGGUGCCCUCUCCGGCCAUCAACGUCCUCUGUGUAGGGAUGACGGACGAGGAGCUCACUCCCUUAGUAUACGAGAGGUGGCCUGGCGGGCACAACUUCGACCCACUGACCUGGGAUUACGAGGGACACACAAACGUCGCCGUCGACUGGUUUAAUCGAACGGUCGUCGAUGACCUCUUCGGGUGGGAUCCCAACGCCAACGCCGAGAUAAAGCAGACGCCUCCUGUGUUUGGCAAGUUGCCCCUAGCCAACAAUACCAUCACCAAUAGCACUGGUUUUUGGCCCACAAACGCCAUUUACAUCCUCGGAGCAGCGCCAAAUAAAUCCAUGACACCGCCUUAUGUGCUGUGCGCACUCAAGGCGAAAUUGUCCCCGGUGUGUUCGACCAGGUAUUCGGCGGCCGCCAGUGGAGCUUCCUUUUCAACCAGGUGCGAGAAUCCUGCGAAUCCCUUGCAGUAUAAUCACCGCAAUCAGAGUGCCCUUGACGGAGUGUGGGAUGGCAACUGGAAGAACGUGGCUGACGAGUGGGCGAAAUCAUUGAGUUUGAAUUCGGGUAUCACCGACGGCCGCGCCAGCAAUGCUCGCCUCCUGAUGCAGUUCCUUCCGGCCCUCGAUAAUCGAACAAAGACCUAUUCGCUUGACCCCAAGUUACCAUCGGUCGGCGAGGCGCUUGCGGUUCUGGCAGGCAGUACCCUGCUCCUUGGGUCGAGGAAUGCCCCCUUUGUGCAAUUCUUUAACUACACCAAGACCGAUAACGACUCCUCUGCACUCGCCGAACCCGUUCCGCAGUAUUUCGAGGCCACAGUUCGCGCCGUGGGAUAUGCUUCCGGGGGCACGGAGCAAUGGCAGAACGUGUUCUAUCUGGUCCUGGUGUUUGCCUUUUUGACAAGUGCCAUCAUUCUCGCGUUCAUGCUGUUCGAGGUGCGUGGACGACAAAUCACCGACUUUACGGAACCUCAGAAUCUGUUCGCGUUGGCGAUGAACAGCCCGGCCACCGCGCAGCUGCAAGGGGCGUGUGGUGCAGGACCGCACGGUCGCCAGCUCAACGAGCGGUUCUAUGUGGCUAUGGAGGAGGAGGAUGAGCAUUAUUAUAUCCGGACCAAGGCCGAACAGAAUGUGCGGCCGGCCUCGAUGAGAGCCAGUCGCUCCAUGGCCUCGAUGGAAGUCGACGAUAUGCCGAAGCCUGUCAGUCCAGCCAUGGAUGAGUACCGGCGGCUUUCCAGUAGGAGCAGUCUUUUGUCGAGAUUUUAUUAGGAAUGCAUGUUAUGAACCCGGCAAAUGAUUUGUGGUCACGAAUGUAAUGUUAAUGUCAUGAAACCUCUAUGUGGUUUUGAGGUUAAUUUCAGGAAAUACCAUAUUGUACAGUAGCUAGGAAUGCCACACAGGCACCAUUGAUGAGUU